UUUAAAUCGAAAUUCGAAAAUCUACACGCAAAAUAAACGACGUUGUGAAUUCCGACUGUAUAAAUAAUGAUGAUAUACUCCAAGCACAAGCAGCGGUGAAGAAUUGAAUACGAGCAAGUAUUAAUACACACUUUAAACACAAGACUGCGGAAAUUUUACAUCAUGGCUGAAAUAUGCCUGAAAGUGUGCCAGUCCAUGAACCAAAUACCGCUGAGAGUUUUAUGCAUUUUGUUGGCAUUCUUGCAGGGAUGUGUUUUGAACUAUUACCUUGUAAUUCACAAAAAUGUCCACUGGUAUUCCUGGGUUGUUGCUGACAUAGCUGUCAUGCUUCUGAUGAUAGUUACCUUCAUAAUAUCAUACAGGCAUCUGCAGCUGGCUAAAAAAUCUCAGAGGAACCAAUCCCCAAUCCAGACUGGCUCCUUACCACUAGGUUAUUUUUCCUGGUUCAUGUACAGUGUUAUCCUUGCCACAAGAGUUGCCAUCAUUUACAAAGACUUUGCUUACAAACUUGUCGAGGAAGACUUCUUCGGACCGAACACGUUGAAAAUAACAAUAUCUAUGUCAGCAUUCGUGUUCCUUCUACUACUUCUCAGUCACCACAAUGCAGAGUCGAAUUCAGAGAGAAAGCACAUGAUAGCUGAGAUUACUGCGACAGUUGUAUUUGACGUAUUGGAUUCCAUCGACGCCCUGGACAUUAUGUUUGAUGAGGAAGCCAUCAAAGAUUUCCCGGGACAUUUUGACACAGCAAUUCUCAUCAUCGCUUGUGUCAACCUCGUACUCCCCACCCUGCCUUUGAUGACUCUAAGCCAGGCACAUUUCGGACACAAAAUAGUACCCCGGCAGAUUGCGAUGGCGCACAAAAUGAUGCUCGUGUUCUUCGUUAAUAUGCCUUUGCUUGGGAUCCGUCUUGUUCUCUGGCAUGGUUUGGAUGAGGACAUCUCCAUAUUCCCUGUGAAGAAUCUCAUUGUCAUUUUCCUUGUGUGUCACGACUUGUACGAGAAACGGGUCGAAAAAAUGGAAAGGCGCGAACAAGACGACCCUGAUGGAAUAGAAAUAGUUGAAAGACUGGGAGUACAGUCUUCAGCUGGAGAAGAAUCUCAGUUAAGAAGCACUGUCUAAAUGUCUGGAGUUGGUCUCAUACUAGCAAUUCUUUUUAUGAUUUAAAGUAUUUAUUUAUGUCAAUACUGUACUGCUCAUCAAAACUUGUGGACUACUUUAUAAAAUUUUAUGUGUUAAGUGUAAGUGAUGUUCAUCUUAAUUAAAAAACUUUUAGAUAAUAUUCUGACAAAAUGAAAUAGAAUAUUGUCCUUCAAAAAGAUACAACAACAACAUAAUGUGUUAAUAUUAAACGUCCUAUUGUUAUCUGUAUUAAAUUGACAGAUUUCAGAAGCGCAUACUGAAUUGACCCAACUGAUUGAACUGAACAGAGACAUUGCUUGGAUUCUUUAACCCUUAUAAAGUACAAUGUACAUGUACAGUAUAUUUCCCUGUCUGUAUCAGUUUCAUCAGUGCAAUUGUGUUAACAAUGAUAUAACAAUUGUGGCUUCAGCUGGUUAAAUGUGCGCUGAAUCAUAUUAUUUGGAGGCACUUUAUAUUGCUUGAGAUAUACCUUGCCAGCAUCCUUGAAGGAAUGUGUUCUAUAUUGUUAGCUCAUCUAUUUUUUGAAAAAAAAUUAUGAGCUAUUGUCAUCACCUUAGCGUCGGCGUCUGCGUCGGCGUCCGGUUAAGUUUUGCGUUUAGGUCCACUUUUCUCAGAAAGUAUCAAUGCUAUUGCAUUCAAACUUGGUACACUUACUUACUAUCAUGAGAGGACUGGGCAGGCAAAGUUAGAUAACUCUGGCGUGCAUUUUGACAGAAUUAUGUGCCCUUUUUAUACUUAGAAAAUUUAAAAUUUUGGUUAAGUUUUGCGUUUAGGUCCACUUUUCUCAGAAAGUAUCAAUGCUAUUGCAUUCAAACUUGGUACACUUACUUACUAUCAUGAGGGGAAUGGGCAGGCAAAGUGAGAUAACUAUGGCGUGCAUUUUGACAGAAUUAUGUGCCCUUUUUAUACUUAGAAAAUUGAAAAUUUUGGUUAAGUUUUGUGUUUAGGUCCAUUUUAUUACGUAAGUAUCAAAGCUAUUGCUUUCAUACUUGCAACAUUUACUAACUAUCAUAAGGGAACUGUGCAGGCAAAGUAAUGUAACUCUGACUGGCAUUUUGACAGAAUUAUGUGCCCUUUUUAUACUUAGAAAUUUGAAAAUUUGUUUAAGUUUUGUGUUUAGGUCCACUUUAUUCCUACAGUAUCAAAGCUAUUGCUUUCAUACUUGCAACACUUAUUAACUAUCAUAAGGGGACUGUGCAGGCAAAGUUAUGUAACUCUGACUGGCAUUUGGACGGAAUUAUGGGCCCUUUAUACUUAGAAAAUUGAAAAUUUGGUUAAGUUUUGUGUUUUGGUCCACUUUACCCCUAAAGUAUCAUAGAUAUUGCUUUCAUACUUGGAACACUCGCAAACUAUCAUAAGGGUACAGUAAAAGGACAAGUUGCAUAACUCUGGUUGUCAUUUUUACGGAAUUAUGGCCCUUUUUUGACUUAGUAACUUUGAAUAUAUGGAUAAAUUUUGUGUUUCGAUCCACUUUACUUCUAAAGUAUCAAGGCUUUUGCUUUCAAACUUCAAAUACUUUCA
Messenger RNA from Dreissena polymorpha, 2661 nucleotides. RefSeq lists its product as uncharacterized. The transcript is spliced from 2 exons. The record is from RefSeq and is a predicted model, not a curated record. NCBI's taxonomy places the organism in Eukaryota, Metazoa, Mollusca, Bivalvia, Myida, Dreissenidae. The coding region runs from base 163 to 1119 and encodes 318 amino acids.